This is a messenger RNA of Gordionus sp. m RMFG-2023, 2013 nucleotides long. RefSeq names its product sodium- and chloride-dependent glycine transporter 2-like. Gene Ontology annotation, cellular component: plasma membrane. The transcript is spliced from 13 exons. NCBI's taxonomy places the organism in Eukaryota, Metazoa, Nematomorpha, Gordioida, Chordodea, Parachordodidae. Gene Ontology annotation, biological process: sodium ion transmembrane transport. The record is from RefSeq and is a predicted model, not a curated record. Bases 32 to 1849 code for a protein of 605 amino acids. Gene Ontology annotation, molecular function: L-amino acid transmembrane transporter activity.
GUUAUUUUAGUCUUAUCAUUCAUUUAACAUUAUGGCGUUAGUCGUUAAAAAGGUGCAAAAAUUAUUCGGGAAAGAAGAGCCGGCGUACGAGGAGGAUAUAUAUAUCGGUAGACAGAAAUGGAGCAGUCAUUUAGAAUUUAUUUUGGCGUGCGUGGGAUGUUCCGUCGGAAUCGGGAAUGUUUGGCGUUUUCCGACAACGUGUUACGAAAAUGGCGGAGGCGCUUUCCUGAUUCCUUAUCUUUUUAUGCUAUUAACGAUUGGCAAACCCAUGUAUUUGAUGGAGCUCGGUAUGGGACAAUUUACUAGGCAGGGACCACCAGGCUGUUUCAACUUUGUACCCAUAGCGAAAGGUUGUGGAUUUGCCAUGCUUCUAAUCUCGAUUAACGUGGCCAUCUACUAUAACGUUAUAAUGGUUUUUACUUUAUAUUACAGCUUUGCUUCGUUACAAAAAAAAUUGCCGUGGACACACUGCGGAAAUAGUUUUAAUACACCGAAUUGUCUGGAAUUCAAUUAUACCAAUCCCAAUGAAUUCAGGCCCGAAAAUGCUACGACUCCUACGGAAGAAUAUUGGGAACGCAAAGUUUUGGAAAGUUAUAAAUCGUCGGGGAUUGAUGAUAUAGGCAUGAUUAAAAUGGAUUUACUAAUAUGGUUAGCCAUAUCUUGGCUCAUUGUGUUUUUAAUAUUGUUUAAAGGAGUAAACGUUACCGGGAAAGUUGUCUACGUGACGGCUACUAUGCCCUAUUUCAUACUGUCAAUUUUACUCAUAAAGGGAUUAACCUUGAAGGGAUCCGGUGUUGGUAUAUCGUAUUUCCUUUAUCCAGAAUUCAAAAAGUUACUUAGCCCUAUCGUAUGGCAAAAAGCAGCCGGGCAAAUGUUUUUUUCACUGAGCGUGACUAUGGGAGGUCUCCAGACCUUAUCUAGUUACAUCUCUUUCAAUAACAACUGUCACAGGGACGCAAUCAUGGUAAGUUUAUUGGACACGUUCACGAGUCUCAUGGCGGGAUUCGUAAUAUUUUCCAUUCUCGGGUUCAUGGCAAAAUUAAAGCACACAACUGUCGAUAAAGUUGUCGCUGGGGGUGUCGGUUUAGCUUUCAUCGUGUAUCCCGAAGCUCUUUCGCAACUACCCGUUCCUCAGUUUUGGAAUCUGAUCUUCUUUAUCAUGUUAUAUACGCUGGGCAUUGAUAGCCAAAUAAUGUUUAUAGAAACGGUUCAGGCAGCUCUGCACGAUCAAUUUCCUAGCAAUUUUCCGAGGAAGAACAAAUCGUUAAUAUGUGGCGCCCUAUGCUUUGGGUGCUUUAUUUUAGGAUUCCCUUGCCUGACUAGGGGUGGCAUGCUCGUUUUGGAUAUUAUGGAUCAUUAUUGCGCCAACAUAUGUUGCGUGAUUGUUGGCAUUGUCGAAGUACUGGCUAUAAUGUGGUUGUACGGAUUUGAAAAAUUUACCAAAGAUAUAUCUUACAUGCUAGGAUUCGAAUUGCCGCACAAGAGAUAUUGGCAAAUAUCAUGGGCAUAUAUCGCACCUACAGGAUUAAUAUUUGUGUGUGGGGCGUAUUUUGUGCAAAGCAUAUUUAUUGAACGAAGAUUGAUUUCGGGAAGUUAUGUCUACCCUGUAUGGGCUCAAUUUAUUGGUUGGACCUUAUUUUGCGUCAUUAUUUUUCAGAUCCCCUUAUGGGCAUAUUUGCGAAUGAGGAAAGUUGACGGAGAUUCUUUCACGGAAAAAUUCCAUAAUGCGGUAAAACCCUCGCCUUCCUUCGAUGAAAUUAGACCGAAAUCCGCGAGCGAUGAACCCGGGUAUCACGACAAAGGACACGACAAUCCCUUGGCGCUCACGAAUUUGCAAGAUGAAAAUUAAAUGCCCACCGAACAUUUAGUCAAAAAUAUUUAUAUAAAUUUUUUUUAAUUUGAUCAAUAUUUUAUAAUUUUUUUGUUUUUGCGCCAUGCAAAUUGUAACCACAAUGUAUAAUAUUUAAUUAUUAUUUUUUUUUCUAUAUUAAAAUUUGGCUUAAUAAAUUUUUA